This is a messenger RNA of Mesoplodon densirostris (Blainville's beaked whale), 771 nucleotides long. RefSeq names its product potassium calcium-activated channel subfamily M regulatory beta subunit 2 (gene KCNMB2). NCBI's taxonomy places the organism in Eukaryota, Metazoa, Chordata, Mammalia, Artiodactyla, Ziphiidae. The record is from RefSeq and is a predicted model, not a curated record. Bases 64 to 771 code for a protein of 235 amino acids. Gene Ontology annotation, cellular component: voltage-gated potassium channel complex; membrane. The transcript is spliced from 4 exons. Gene Ontology annotation, biological process: potassium ion transport; detection of calcium ion. Gene Ontology annotation, molecular function: calcium-activated potassium channel activity; potassium channel regulator activity.
UUUCGCCAUUCUUCCAGGACUUCCACCAUAAGGAAAGGAGCCCCUGGACCAACAUCCUCUAAGAUGUUUAUAUGGACCAGUGGCCGGACCUCUUCAUCUUACAGACAUGAUGAGAAAAGAAACAUUUACCAAAAAAUCAGGGACCAUGACCUCCUGGACAAAAGGAAAACUGUCACAGCACUGAAAGCAGGAGAGGACCGGGCCAUUCUCCUGGGACUGGCCAUGAUGGUGUGCUCCAUCAUGAUGUACUUUCUGCUGGGAAUCACACUCCUGCGCUCAUACAUGCAGAGUGUGUGGACCGAGGAGGCUCAGUGCACCUUGCUGAAUGCAUCCAUCACGGAAACAUUUAACUGCUCCUUCAGCUGUGGUCCGGACUGCUGGAAACUCUCUCAGUACCCCUGUCUCCAGGUGUACGUUAACCUGACUUCUUCUGGAGAGAAGCUUCUUCUCUACCACACGGAAGAGACAAUGAAAAUCAAUCAUGAGUGCUCCUAUAUACCUAAGUGUGGAAAAAAUUUUGAAGAAUCCAUGUCCCUGGUGAAUGUUGUCAUGGAAAACUUCAGGAAGUACCAACACUUCUCCUGCUAUUCUGACCCGGAAGGAAACCAGAAGAGUGUCAUCCUAACAAAACUCUACAGUUCCAACGUGCUGUUCCAUUCACUCUUUUGGCCAACGUGUAUGAUGGCUGGGGGCGUGGCUAUCGUUGCCAUGGUGAAACUCACACAGUACCUCUCCCUGCUCUGUGAGAAGAUUCAACAGAUCAAUAGAUAA